Messenger RNA from Vitis riparia (riverbank grape), 1220 nucleotides. Its product is annotated as tetraketide alpha-pyrone reductase 1-like. The record is from RefSeq and is a predicted model, not a curated record. The coding region runs from base 33 to 1007 and encodes 324 amino acids. Gene Ontology annotation, molecular function: oxidoreductase activity, acting on the CH-OH group of donors, NAD or NADP as acceptor. Lineage: Eukaryota; Viridiplantae; Streptophyta; Magnoliopsida; Vitales; Vitaceae. The transcript has 6 exons.
AUAGAUAGAGGAGGCAAAAGUGAAAAGCGAGAAUGAGUGGAGCUGAGAAAGUGGUGUGCGUUACAGGGGCUUCUGGGUACAUAGCUUCAUGGCUGGUCAAGCUCCUGCUCCAACGCGGCUACACCGUCAAUGCUUCAGUUCGCGACCCAGAUGAUCCAAAAAAGACAGAACACUUACUGGCACUUGAUGGAGCUAAAGAAAGGCUUCAUUUAUUUAAAGCUGACUUACUGGAAGAAGGAGCUUUUGAUUCUAUGGUUGAUGGAUGUGAAGGUGUUUUCCACACAGCAUCUCCAUUUUAUCACACUGUCUCUAAUCCACAGGUGGAGUUAAUUGACCCUGCAGUGAAGGGAACCCUCAAUGUUCUCAGAUCAUGUGCAAAAGUUCCAUCUAUCAGAAGAGUUGUCGUAACAUCUUCUAUGGCAGCUGUUGCUUUCACUGGACAAACUUUAACUCCUGAUGUGGUAGUUGAUGAAACUCGGUUUUCUGAUCCUGCAGUUUGUGAGAAACUGAAGCUUUGGUAUAUGCUUUCAAAGACCUUGGCUGAGGAGGCUGCCUGGAAAUUUGCAAAAGAGAACAAGAUUGACCUUGUUGCCAUAAAUCCAGGGCUGGUGAUUGGUCCUCUCUUACAGCCAACUCUCAAUACAAGUGUGGAGCCUGUUCUGAAACUAAUAAAUGGUACACAAACAUUUCCUAAUAUAAUUUAUAGAUGGGUUGAUGUUAGAGAUGUUGCCAAUGCACAUAUCCAAGCGUUUGAGGUUCCUUCAGCUAAUGGAAGAUAUUGUUUAGUUUCCAGAGUUACACAUUGUUCUGAGGUUGUGAAGAUUUUACAUGAGCUCUACCCCACAUUCAAUCUUCCUGACAAAUGUGCAGAUGACAAGCCUUUCGAGCCAACCUACCAGGUGUCCCAGGAGAGAGCAAGAAGCUUGGGCAUCAACUUCAUUCCUGUGGAGGUGAGCUUAAAUGACACUGUUGAAAGCUUGAAGGAAAAGAAGUUUUUCAGUCUCUGACUCUUGGAGUUUAAUGGUAUGAGUUGUACACAUGUUCUCUUCAAGUUUCUUAUCCUUGUAAUUGAAGGCAGACUUAAUUGGUUCUAUAAGACUUCGUUUGGAUGAUGGAAAAUCCCAAGAAAAGAAAAAGAAAUAGUAACAAUCUAAAAUCUCUUGUUGGGUUUAGUAUGGAAAUAUGAUAAAACUAAAAUACUACUAAUUUAGAAAUUUAUA